Molecule: messenger RNA, 2277 nt
Organism: Rangifer tarandus platyrhynchus (Svalbard reindeer)
Lineage: Eukaryota; Metazoa; Chordata; Mammalia; Artiodactyla; Cervidae
Source: the annotation of a GenBank genome assembly
AUGCCGCUCCGCCCCGGCUCGCUGGUCCCAGAAGGCGCCGGGCUUCCCAAGAUGGCGGCCGACGUGUCCGUUACUCACCGGCCGCCGCUGAGCCCAGAGGCUGGGGCCGAGGCUGAGGCUGGUGAUGCCGCGGAGCGCCGGGCGCCUGAAGAAGAACUGCCGCCGCUAGAUCCAGAGGAGAUCCGGAAACGCCUGGAACAUACCGAGCGCCAGUUCCGUAACCGCCGCAAGAUACUGAUCCGGGGCCUCCCGGGGGACGUGACCAACCAGGAGGUACACGACCUGCUCAGCGACUAUGAGCUCAAGUACUGCUUUGUGGACAAGUACAAAGGGACAGCCUUUGUGACGCUGCUGAACGGGGAGCAGGCGGAGGCCGCCAUCAGCGCCUUCCACCAGAGCCGCCUGCGGGAGCGGGAGCUCUCGGUGCAGCUGCAGCCCACGGACGCCCUGCUCUGUGUGGCCAACCUGCCCCCCAGCCUCACGCAGCAGCAGUUCGAGGAGCUGGUGCGGCCCUUCGGCAGCCUGGAGCGCUGCUUCCUGGUCUACAGCGAGCGCACCGGUCACUCCAAGGGCUACGGUUUCGCCGAGUACAUGAAGAAGGACUCGGCCGCCCGCGCCAAGUCAGACCUGCUGGGCAAGCCCCUGGGCCCACGCACUCUCUACGUGCACUGGACAGAUGCCGGGCAGCUGACACCUGCCCUGCUCCACUCCCGCUGCCUCUGUGUUGACCGCCUGCCACCCGGCUUCAGUGAUGUGGAUGCCCUGCGCCAGGCGCUGUCAGCCGUCCACACCCCCACCUUCUGCCAGCUGGCAUAUGGCCAGGACGGGCAGCUGAAGGGCUUCGCCGUGCUGGAGUACGAGACAGCAGAGAUGGCGGAGGAGGCCCAGCAGCGGGCGGAUGGCCUGGCCCUGGGAGGCAGCCACCUGCGCGUCUCCUUCUGCGCCCCCGGGCCCCCUGGCCGCAGCAUGCUGGCCGCUCUCAUUGCUGCCCAGGCCACGGCCCUCAAUCGGGGCAAAGGGCUGCUUCCAGAGCCCAACAUCCUGCAGCUGCUCAACAACCUGGGGCCCUCCGCUUCCCUCCAGCUGCUGCUCAACCCCCUGCUCCACGGCGGCGCGGGUGGCAAGCAGGGCCUCCUGGGCGCCCCCCCAGCCAUGCCGCUGCUCAAUGGGCCCGCCUUGUCCACGGCACUGCUGCAGCUUGCCCUCCAGACCCAGAGUCAGAAGAAACCUGGGAUCUUGGGAGACUCUCCUCUGGGCACUCUCCAGCCUGGGGCCCAGCCGGCCAACCCCCUCCUCGGGGAGCUGUCUGCAGGAGGGGGCCUGCCCCCUGAGCUGCCACCCCGGCGAGGGAAGCCACCACCCCUGCUGCCACCACUGCUCGGCCCCUCUGGGGGUGACCGGGAACCCAUGGGCCUGGGUCCCCCAGCACCGCAGCUUACUCCACCCCCCGCCCCCGUGGGGCUCCGAGGCGCAGGCCUCAGAGGCCUCCAGAAAGACAGCGGGCCUCUGCCAACGCCCCCUGGGGUCUCUUUGCUGGGGGAGCCCCCCAAGGACUUCCGGAUCCCCCUGAAUCCCUACCUGAACCUACACAGCCUGCUCCCAGCCAGCAACCUGGCGGGUAAGGAGGCCCGGGGCUGGGGAGGCGCUGGGAGAAGCCGCCGCCCAGCUGAGGGCCCCCUGCCUCACCCCCCAGCCCCCGGAGGUGGUGGUGGAGGUGGCAGCAGCAGCAAAGCCUUCCAGCUCAAGUCCCGCCUGCUCAGCCCCCUCUCCAGCGCCCGCCUGCCCCCCGAACCAGGGCUGUCCGACAGCUAUGGCUUCGACUACCCCUCAGAUGUGGGACCUCGGCGGCUCUUCUCCCACCCACGGGAGCCAACCCUUGGGCCUCACGGACCCAGCCGACACAAAAUGUCCCCCCCACCCAGUGGCUUUGGCGAACGGGGUGGCGGAGGUGGCGGUGGGCCCCUCUCCCACUUCUAUUCGGGCUCACCCACUUCCUACUUCACCAGCGGCCUGCAGGCUGGCCUCAAGCAGAGCCACCUUAACAAGGUGGCUGGCUCCUCCCCGCUGGGUUCCGGAGAAGGGCUCCUGGGCCUUGGCCCUGGGCCCAAUGGCCACAGCCACUUGCUGAAGACCCCACUGGGUGGACAGAAACGCAGCUUCGCCCACCUGCUGCCCUCACCCGAGCCCAGCCCAGAAGGCAGCUAUGUGGGCCAGCACUCCCAGGGCCUUGGUGGCCACUACGCAGAUUCCUACCUGAAGCGCAAGAGGAUUUUCUAA